Messenger RNA from Boleophthalmus pectinirostris (great blue-spotted mudskipper), 4553 nucleotides. RefSeq names its product phospholipase D2 (gene pld2). Gene Ontology annotation, molecular function: D-type glycerophospholipase activity; phosphatidylinositol binding. The record is from RefSeq and is a predicted model, not a curated record. Lineage: Eukaryota; Metazoa; Chordata; Actinopteri; Gobiiformes; Gobiidae. Bases 383 to 3214 code for a protein of 943 amino acids. The transcript has 24 exons. Gene Ontology annotation, biological process: phosphatidic acid biosynthetic process; intracellular signal transduction; cell motility.
UCAGGACUUGUCUUUUCAUGAUUGUGUAGCUGUGACAUGCUAGCUUCAUAGUCCUAAUAUUACAAUUCACCUCUACUAACAUAAAAGUAAUCUUUUUCAAUGUGCUCCUCACUCAGCUGUACAUCUUCUCACGUUAUUUUAUGUGAAGCUUUCCCUUUUAGCUCGCUCAGGGGCCGGUGAGAGGCGGGACUUAGAGCAAUGUGCAUCAGCUAGUUAGAAGAAUACAAAGUAGUUUCUUUUGAAAACACGAUGAAAGACGCCUUUUUCUCGUGAAUCUCUUAGCACGGACCAGCUCUUUGGACAAAUUUCUGCGCGGGAGAAGUCAGCGUUUCCUUAUUCACCAUAGGUUGAGCCAAUCUGCUAGCUCAGCAUCUCUUCCACCAUGACUGGUGAAGAAGAUGUAAUAGAGCCUCUUGCUCAUGAGACAUCUGCCCAAAAGGUCAGCAGAAGACGCUUCUCACGUGACUGUCACACGCUCAGUCCAGAUGAGAUUGAUGGACUCAUGUCCAGUAGUGAUGGCCGUCCUUUCCUUGUCGUUCAUCAUCUACCAGAAAUCAAAGAAAAAGGCAUUCCCUACUUGAUUCCUGGUGUUCCCAUAACAUGUCAUGUGGACAAUACAGAGAAAUACACUACAAGGUCAAAGGUGCAUGUAGGGACUCUGUACACUGUGCGCCUCACCCAUGGUCCUUUCCACUGGACAAUAAAGCGCAAGUACAAGCACUUUCAGGAAUUGCAUCGAGACUUGUACAAGCACAAGAUGAUGCUUCACUUUAUGCCUUUGGGAAAAUUUGCAAAGGAGAGACACAUGCUUAGAAACAUGUCAGAGGAAAUGCCUAGUCUGCAUGGGACUGAACGCACAAGGAGAACUUCGAGCAAAAUGAAAUACCUAGAAGAAUACCUGAAUGGUUUGUUGGAAAAUAGAUUUUGUAGGAAUGACCACAGCAUGUUGGAGUUUCUAUCAGUGGGUGCCCUUUCCUUCAUCACUGAUCUUGGGCCAAAGGGCCUAGAAGGGCCCAUUGUGAAGAGGUCAGGGGGUCAUCGCAUCCAAGGCCUCAACUGUAUUGGCCACCAUCAGAUUUGUUUCCGCUGGUCGCGCCGCUGGCUCGUGGUAAAGGACUCUUUCCUGUUGUACAUGAACAGGGACAAUGGCAGUAUAAACUUUGUCCUGCUCUUCGAUCCUGAGUUUAAAGUGAAAGUAGGUCGUGCCUACACAGACACUAAAUAUGGAGUGUGUUUUGAGAACUUUGCUCGGAGCUUAAUAAUUAAGUGCAGCAGCUACAGACAGACACAUUGGUGGAGCCAUGAAAUCAACCGUCUGGCAGACUCAUGUGACUACGUCAAGCCACAACGCUUUGAAAGUUUUGCACCGCCACGAGCUGACACACUUACCAAAUGGUAUGUGAAUGGGAGUGGAUACUUUUCAGACUUAGCUGAUGCACUUGAACAAGCCAAGGAGGAAAUAUUCAUUACAGACUGGUGGCUCAGUCCAGAAAUCUACCUUAAGAGACCUGCAACUGAUAAUUACUGGCGACUUGAUGAGAUUCUCAGACGUAAAGCAGAACAAGGAGUCAAAAUAUGUGUUCUGCUUUACAAAGAGGUGGAGCUUGCUCUUGGCAUCAAUAGUGAGCACAGCAAGAGAGUCCUCAUGGACAUGCACCCCAACAUCAAGGUGAUGCGUCAUCCUGACCAUGUCUCCUCUGUGGUGUUUCUCUGGGCUCAUCAUGAGAAAAUGGUGGCCAUUGACCAAACAGUGGCUUUUGUUGGAGGUAUUGACUUGGCCUUUGGGCGGUGGGAUGACAAUCACUACAGACUUACUGAUCUUGGGUUAGCAGAGAAUUCAGAGAAAACUAAAGUUGAUGAUCCUCCAUCUGAACCAGUUCAGGGAGCAGAGACUAACUCUGAGGAUCUGAUUGGCAACUCUAAACUGUGGCUUGGCAAAGACUAUAGCAACUUUGUCAAAAAAGAUUGGGUCCAACUGGAUAAACCAUUUGAAGAUAACAUUGAUCGUUCACAAGUUCCUCGCAUGCCAUGGCGGGAUCUUGCAGCAAAUCUUCAUGGGAAAGCUGCCAGAGAUCUUGCACGUCAUUUCAUCCAACGGUGGAACUUCACAAAAAUUUUCAAGAGCAAAUACAAGGAUGAUUUUUACCCCUACCUUCUUCCAAAGUCCCAGUGCACUGCUGAGGAUCUACCAUUCACGGUACCGGGUGCUAGGAAAGCCAGAGUGCAGGUUUUGAGGUCAGCAGAUCGAUGGUCUACAGGAACCUGCGAAAACUCAAUCCUGAAUGCUUAUCUUCAAACCAUCGAGAAGAGUGAGCACUACAUCUACAUUGAGAACCAGUUUUUUAUUAGCUGCUCAGAUGGAAAGACCGUAUACAAUGGCAUUGGAGAUGCAAUAGUCAACAGGAUCCUGCGUGCACACAGGGAGCAGAAAAAGUACAGAGUUUAUAUUGUGAUUCCUUUGCUUCCUGGCUUUGAGGGAGAUGUCACAUCUGGAGAGGCAAAUGCCAUCAAUGCCAUCCUGCACUUCACUUAUAGGACACUUUGUCGUGGCAAUCAUUCAAUCCUUUCAAGGCUUGGAGAAAUUAAAGACCAGUGGACUGAGUACAUCACAGUGUGUGGCCUGAGGACCCAUGCCCAGCUCUCUGAGUCUUUAGUGACGGAGUUCAUUUAUGUGCACAGCAAGGCCCUCAUUGCUGAUGACCGCUGCUAUAUAAUUGGCUCAGCCAAUAUCAAUGACCGCAGCAUGCUGGGAAGUAGAGAUAGCGAACUGGCUGUGUUUGUGGAAGAUGAAGAGAGAGUGCCAUCUGUGAUGGAUGGACAGGAGUAUGAGGCUGGACCUGUUACACUGGCUCUGCGCAAAGAGUGUUUCAGUGUUCUUGUGGGAUCUGCAUCUGACCCGAGCAUCAACAUUGACGAUCCCAUCAGUGACGAUUUUUUCUUUUUGGUCUGGAAUCAAGCUGCUAGGCAAAAUGACAUUAUUUAUGACAGGGUCUUUAAAUGCUUACCCUGUGACAAAGCCCACACCAUGCGUGAGCUGAAAGAUUACUCUUGUGUGGGCCGUUUGUGUGACACUGACCCAGAGCAGGCUGCUGAGGAGCUCAAAGCCAUUCGAGGACUUCUGGUGCACUUCCCUCUGAAGUAUCUGAAUGCAGAGAACCUGCUGCCUCCACUGGGCACUAAAGAAGGCAUGGCCCCUGUGGGACUCUGGACAUAAUUGCACCAAAAUGUGGCUUGUCUAAUUCUAAAACCAGUGAAGCCACUUCUUAUGAACUAGUUAUUUACAGUGCUUUUUCACUAAUCAUGUUUAGAUUCAGCCUUUAACUUACAAAAAAUUUUAUGGACUGUUACUUUUUUUAUAUGAACGAUAUUUAACACUUACUAACCUGUUUCUUCACUGUGACAAGACCUGUUUCAUAACGUCUACAGUGCAAUGUCAGUGUGAGUACAGACAGCACAGAGGGCACACAUACAAGGACGUGUGAGUCAGAGGUGGACUGCUGGACUGUAUAGAAAGUUGAGCUUCUCCUGAUCAGAGAACAUGGUGUACAGUUAUUGGUGCAAGGGUUUUUGGUGGGUGGCUGUGUCUCUGUCUUCCUUUCUCUCUUUCCCUCGCUCCCUCUGAGGUUUCACCUCUCGCUGCAGUGCCAGCAAAUCUGUCAGAACAUUUGUGGUUGUUAUGGUGACGGAUAUAAAGAGAUGACUAGAUUGUAGCUGAAAUAAAAGCCUGGAUCGGGCAGAAAGAGAGUGUGCCUAAAUAAGGAAAUUGUACCGGAAACCAGCAGCUAAUGUGUCAACAGAAAACUGUAUGUGUGAAUCUACUUAUUUUAGUAGUGAUAAAUAUAUGAACAGGUCAAAGCACUGAAAUGAUGAGAAAACAUUGUGAAUAAUUAUUUAAUAGCAGUCAAUAACGGUUAUCCAGAACAAAUCCAUUCCUCUAUCCAAAGGAAGAAUGCUGUGUGAAUCAAACACAUGCAACAAUUGCAGCUUUGUCAUCAAGUGCCAUCUAUAAUCUAGUAUACUGUACCUAUAUUAGAGAAUAGGUUUCCUGUUAUGCAGUCUGCUAACUUGUAUAUGUUAAAAGUAUAAUUAUUUUAAAAUUUCAAAAGGCAAAGGGCUUCAUAUAAACUAAUAUCAAAUGUUUAUCUGACAAUGAUGAUCUACCUGGAAGUAACACUUUUUCACCUAUGGUUCCAAAUGCACACUAGUAGUAAAGUUACUGAGAAGGCACUGAGCCUUCUGAUUGAGAAUACUGAGAACAUGUGACUUAAAAGCCCACUCAGUACUUUUAAAUACAGGCCUAUGCAGGGUGUUAGCUUUUAAAGAUAAGACUACAUGAGUCUGAGUGAAGACUGGAGAAAUUACAUUGCACUGUGAUACUUUGGCUAUUUUAAAAUAUAUUUGAAAUAGAUUAUUUUGUUUUGUUGCAUUGUUAAGCACAUAUAAGUCACUAAUUGUACUAAAUGGUUAUAUAUGUGGUAUUCUGCAAAGCAAUACCAGAAAAUUAUGCGUUUUACAAGACUUUUUUAAUAAUAAAAAAGUUCAUACGAAAGUCA